UAGCCAUUGGCCAACAGUUUUAUUUUGGAUUUUGAAUCUCACAAAAAAUAUGCAAAAUUUGGUAUGCAAAACAUGUUGAAGAGGCUGAUUGUGUCUUGUUUUCUCUCUCUGUGAAUGAAGAAAACAGAAAUUAUGAAACAAACUGAACAAUGUGUGAAAUCUAGUGGUGUAUUAAUUAGGAAAUGGUUAUACAUGGCCAUUCAAUUGAAGUUCAGUUGAUGGUAACACCAUGAAUACUUUUAUUUUUGUUGCCUUUUCCUGUAGAUAAAAUUAUACAUCUAUAAUUGACAGCAAGUUAGAUUUGAAGUACAUGUUCAGUGAAACCUGUUAUACCUUGUAAGUGACCUUCCAAGGAAGGCAAUAAAAAGGUCACAUGUGACAGGUGAUCUCUUAAUCCAGGUUCUGGUAACUAGUGUAGUAAAUAAUGAUGGGAGGGGAAAGUACGGUCACAUAUGACAGGUGGUCUCUUAAUCCAGGUUCUGGUAACUAGUACAGUAAAUAACAUUAGGGAGGGAAAGUACGGUCACAUAUGACAGGUGGUCUCUUAAUCCAGGUUCUGGUAACUAGUAUAGUAAUAUAACGAUGGGAGGGGAAAGUAUGGUCACAUAUGACAGGUGGUCACUUAAUCCAGGUGGUCACCAACGCAGGUUUGUAUAAUCACCAUAUAUUAACAUGGAUAUUCUGGCAAAGUUUUAUCUGAAAGUUGACGGCACUAAUUUGGACUUUCAAUGUAUUCCUGGAUCCCUUCCACUUCACAUGUUAGUUAAAGAAUGGGAGUGUUUGAGUUAUAUUCCAGGCUGUAAAAGCAAUGUACAUUUUAGUCAGAAUACCAGGUCUUGUAUGUUCUAUAAAUCUUGAGUUUGUUAGGAUUUGGAAGUUCCUAUAUUCAGGUUUUAUUUGUGGAAACAAAGUCUGUCCUCACCAUGUAUGGACUUCCUACAUUUGGUCAUGGAAACAAAGUCUGUCCUCACCAUGUAUGGACUUCCUACAUUUGGUUGUGGAAACAAAGUCUGUCCUCACCAUAUAUGGACUUCCUACAUUUGGUUGUGGAAACAAAGUCUGUCCUCACCAUAUAUGGACUUCCUACAUUUGGUCAUGGAAACAAAGUCUGUCCUCACCAUGUAUGGACUUCCUACAUUUGGUUGUGGAAACAAAGUCUGUCCUCACCAUGUAUGGACUUCCUAUAUUUGGCUGUGGAAACAAAGUCUGUCCUCACCAUAUAUGGACUUCCUACAUUUGGUUGUGGAAACAAAGUCUGUCCUCACCAUAUAUGGACUUCCUACAUUUGGUUGUGGAAACAAAGUCUGUCCUCACCAUAUAUGGACUUCCUACAUUUGGUUGUGGAAACAAAGUCUGUCCUCACCAUAUAUGGACUUCCUACAUUUGGUCAUGGAAACAAAGUCUGUCCUCACCAUAUAUGGACUUCCUACAUUUGGUUGUGGAAACAAAGUCUGUCCUCACCAUGUAUGGACUUCCUACAUUUGGUCAUGGAAACAAAGUCUGUCCUCACCAUAUAUGGACUUCCUACAUUUGGUUGUGGAAACAAAGUCUGUCCUCACCAUGUAUCAACUUCCUACAUUUGGUCAUGGAAACAAAGUCUGUCCUCACCAUAUAUGGACUUCCUACAUUUGGUUGUGGAAACAAAGUCUGUCCUCACCAUAUAUGGACUUCCUACAUUUGGUCAUGGAAACAAAGUCUGUCCUCACCAUAUAUGGACUUCCUACAUUUGGUCGUGGAAACAAAGUCUGUCCUCACCAUAUAUGGACUUCCCACAUUUGGUUGUGGAAACAAAGUCUGUCCUCACAAUGUAUGGACUUCUUACAUUUGGUUGUCCUCACCAUAUAUGGACUUCCUACAUUUGGUCGUGGAAACAAAGUCUGUCCUCACCAUAUAUGGACUUCCUACAUUUGGUCGUGGAAACAAAGUCUGUCCUCACCAUAUAUGGACUUCCCACAUUUGGUUGUGGAAACAAAGUCUGUCCUCACCCUGUAUAGACUUCCUACAUGUCCAACUUCUAUAUUUUUUCUGACAAUAUAUAUGGCCCAUGCCCAGUUCUAUGUAUUCCUGCAGUAAACCUACUCUCAUCUCCAUUACAGUUCAUCAGUAGUAAUGCCAACAACCCCUGACCUUUAGAUAGAGUUGAUGGUUUAUAAAUCCUCUAAGCUUACUACAUGAUAAAAUGAUUAUUGUUACACUUCCGUAUGGCAUUGAUGCUGUAAUUAUGAUAUCACUGUAGAGACAUGAUUUUCAGCAUUUGACUUACAAGACAUGUAAAUUAACAUAAUAUUUUAUAAUCAUAUAGAAUGUGUCUUGUAUACACAUAUUUCGAAUGUUUCUAUCGUAACCACCUACCAGCCGUAUUUAUGAAUGUCCCCAUGGUAACAAUGUAUUAUAUAUACUUUGUGUUUCUAUAUGGUAAACAUACACCAGCAAUACAAUAUAUCAAUAUUUGCCCCUUUUACCAUUUUUUCCCCUAUAAUAACCCUAAAUUUAUAUCAUUUAUAUAUACAUUUUUUUGUGUUUCCAUGGUAACAGUAUAAUAAGAUAUACUGAUCAAAAGUUUUUUUUGUGUUCUUCACAAAAAUAACAAAUGUAAUUAACAUGAAAUGUCAUUUGAUUGACUUCUGAUUUUGUGACUCUAAAAAUGUGUUGUAGUCGUAGUUUUCACUUUUUUUCAUAUUUGAUUACAGCUCUUUUAUAUUUCAAUUUAAUUUCCAUUGCUGUCGAAUUGACUAGGUAUGUUGCAAUUAGGAUUUAAGUGCUUUAUCAUAAUUUUUAUUAAUUUACUUCUCUUGACUUAAAUGAUUUUCACUUGUUUCUGUCAAAUGAUAUACAAUUGUAUUCAAAUAAAUAGUAAUCUUGAAAAUAAUCUUGAAAAAAAAAAUUCGUGAGAUGUGAAGAUUUAAGCAUUGCAAAAAACCCCCAACUUUUUAUGCAUUUUGACAUUAUAUAAAACUUUAUCAACAAUUUAUUGGUUUUGUUGACCUUUCUAUUGAGGGGGUUAGUGUAAAAAUAUUGUAAAGAUUUUAUAAUUACUUGUCUGUUUAAAAUGAGAGUGCACUUUGAUACACACUUAUAAUGUUAAUACCAGUUUUAUCAGUAUUGUGAGAACUUCAGAUAUUUGGAAAAAAUAAUUAUGAAAAUUUAAAGAAUAUUUUAUUGAUCACAAAAUAGAUAUGUCACUACUAUGUGUACCUUUACUGAAAUGAAAAAUAACAAAAUAAAUGUAGAAAUCUUGAGCAUUUGGGAAAUACGUGCACAAUUUUGAGUAUGGUCCUAGUGAACUAAAAACAUUGAUAUUGUCCCUA
This is a messenger RNA of Pecten maximus, 3308 nucleotides long. RefSeq lists its product as uncharacterized. Lineage: Eukaryota; Metazoa; Mollusca; Bivalvia; Pectinida; Pectinidae. The transcript is spliced from 2 exons. The record is from RefSeq and is a predicted model, not a curated record. Bases 809 to 2029 code for a protein of 406 amino acids.